Messenger RNA from Ipomoea nil (Japanese morning glory), 1401 nucleotides. Its product is annotated as probable inactive poly [ADP-ribose] polymerase SRO5. The coding region runs from base 176 to 1228 and encodes 350 amino acids. The record is from RefSeq and is a predicted model, not a curated record. The transcript is spliced from 5 exons. Lineage: Eukaryota; Viridiplantae; Streptophyta; Magnoliopsida; Solanales; Convolvulaceae. Gene Ontology annotation, molecular function: NAD+ poly-ADP-ribosyltransferase activity.
UACUAAUCCUACUCCCAUUCCUAUUCGGAUUCAAUUCAAAUCCUUAAACGUAUAUAUAUUUAUACACAUGAAAACUCAACUCCCAAUUCCAUAGCGAUCAGUUUGCCCCUCUGUUUUCCCCUGAAACUUCUGUUUCAUUGAAGAAUAUAUAUAUCCGCCAUUAAAUCCGGCGAGAAUGGAGAACAGAUUGCCGCAGAGGAAACAGAAAACCGUCCCUAAAACACAACGUUUGUUAGCUCCGAAGAAUCUGAAAAGAUGUUCGGAGGACGAGGAAGAGGAAGAGCAUUCGUGCACGGGAAGUUCAAGCUCCGUCACGGAUCUCCAUGAACAGAGGAAUAGCAGGUUGAUCGGAGUAGAAGAAGGGAAUAGAGAGCAUCAGAUUAUGGAACGGAAACUGGUGUCGGGUUUGAUGGGUGUGGGGAUGCAGGCGGCCAUAGAAUCCAUUGAAAAGAACGAGUUUUCGAGCUCGGUAAUGAAGAAGGCGAAGCUUCAGAGUUUCAGCCUUUUUGCAAAAGCGGUGGAGGAGAAGUCUGGGUUUGGGAAUGGGAAUAUGCAGUUUGCUUGGCUUGGAGCGUCGAAGAAGGAACUCACUUCAAUUCUUCAACACGGCUUUGAUCCUUCUAUGAACAAAGAUGGAAGCUUUGGCCAUGGAGUUUAUCUCUGUCCUGAUCAUUUCCCUCUUGGAUGUUUGAAUUCAGCCAUGGCGGAUGAAAAUGGGGUGCGGCAUGUGUUGUAUUGCAGGGUGAUUUUGGGGAAGACGGAAUUGGUUCGGCCCGGUUCGAGGCAAUGGCAUCCAACUUCUCAAGAGUUUGAUUGUGGUGUUGAUGAUUUGGUUUUUCCCAAAAAGUACAUUGUGUGGAGUACCAACAUCAACACUCACAUCUUGCCUCUCUAUAUCAUCAGCUUCACCAUCUCUACCCUUAAUGCUCACAAUUUGUUCGGGGUUCAAAGGAACUCGGUUUCCUCUCUAAAGAAACCAAAUUCUCCGAGGAUUACAUUUCCAUCUUUGGUUUCUGAACUCGCAAAAUUUUUACCUCCACAAAUCAUGCAGUCGAUCACAACAUAUGUGAAGGAUCACAGGGAAGGGAAAAUGACACGGCUUGAAAUGGUUAAGCGCUUGAGAAGACUAGCAGGAGAUGAAUUGCUAAUCAAAAUAGUGAAAGCCCAAAGGGAUAUGCAAAUUUAUACAUCAAUGGGGAACAAAACAGGAGUUAGAAGGAAUUGUUGAGUCAUGGGUCGUGAAUAGUUUUUGGAUCAUAUAUAUAUAUAUAUAUAUAUAUAUAUAUAUAUCCUAUGUUUUCUUUCCCCUGGCCUUUUAACUUCAUUAGGUUUAGCUUCAAGGUGGUUGUAAUAUAGUGCUUGUAAAUUAAAGAAAGAAAAGAUAUCAUAUAUUUGUUUUUG